AUGGUGGUCAGAGUCCAGCAUCUCCAGCUGCUCUUCCUCUCCUCCAGUCUAACCGUCUUCUUUCAUUCAUCUGCUCGAUUCCAGCUUGAUGCUUCUCCCGCCCCCAGCCGAGCCCCAGCCCCAGCCCCAUCCCCAUCCCCAUCCCCAGGCCCUGCAGCGGCUGUGCCAACACCAGCUCCAUCCCCAUCCCCGGGGCUAGCACCUGCACCAUCUCCAUCUCCAGGACAGGCGCCAGUGUCGUCACCUUCACCUUCGCCGUCUUCAUCAAUCUCAGUUCCUCCAGCUUCGGCUCCUGCUCCAGCACCAUCACCAUCGGGCAACAUUGAUAGCCCUUACCAAGUGGACUCCCCAACAACGCUCUCUCCCUCAGCAAAUGUCGAUCCAAAAGUGAAGGGCAUAUGUGGUUCCACACAUCAUUCCGCCCUUUGCCUCGCCACGGCGGUUCCCCUCCUCAGGAAUGAUGAGCCACCCACCGUGGCAUCCGUCCUUGAAGUGACCAUCAAGGCUGGUGCUAAACUUGCCAAGCAUGCCCUGUCUGAGGCUAAGAAGGCGACUCAAGAACAGGGGAAAUCUGCUGACCGCCACGCCCUGCUCCGCAGCUGCACAGAUGAUUACGAGGAUGCUGUGAUCAACUACCAGAAUGCAGUCACUGCAUUUCCCAGGAGCGGAAAAGGAACCAUGAACACCAUGCUGAGCAAGGUAAUGACAGCUGUGAGAGACUGUGAGGAUGGAUUCUCAUCCUUUCGUGAAGACUCUCCCCUUUCCGCUGUUGCUUCGAGGUUGACAAACGUUACAAGCAAUUGCCUUUCAAUCAUAUCUCAAUUGGAUUGAGAGUUUAGAUUUCAUAUUUCAGAUUCGAGAUUUGAGAUUUAAGAUUGAACAUUCCGCAUUCUCAACCCAGCUUCAAAUGGAAAGAGAAAUGCUGUCUAUGGUGAUGCCAAUGAGCAUCCAUACUCAAACAACACCUCUCAUCUGAAA
This is a messenger RNA of Andrographis paniculata, 978 nucleotides long. RefSeq names its product pectinesterase inhibitor 10-like. The transcript has a single exon. The record is from RefSeq and is a predicted model, not a curated record. Gene Ontology annotation, molecular function: enzyme inhibitor activity. The coding region runs from base 1 to 831 and encodes 276 amino acids. Lineage: Eukaryota; Viridiplantae; Streptophyta; Magnoliopsida; Lamiales; Acanthaceae.